Molecule: messenger RNA, 285 nt
Organism: Perkinsus marinus ATCC 50983
Lineage: Eukaryota; Perkinsozoa; Perkinsida; Perkinsidae
Exons: 3
Coding region: 1-285 (94 amino acids)
Source: RefSeq, a predicted model, not a curated record
AUGUGCUUGAAGGAGGCUCAGAGGACUAUCGUUUCCAUGGUGGCCUUCGAGGCUAUGAUGAGUGAUAAUCCUCUUCGUGCAUCUGGCUGGGCAUGGGGCUCUGGACAACACCAAAGGAGACCACAUUAUUCCAAGCCUGAUAUCAAUGGUAUAAUAAAAGAACAAUUACAUGUAGUGUAUCUGCCAAAGUCGAUUCAAGUCACGAUGGCCCUCGAGCCGUUGCAUAAGGUGAUGGACAAUCCGAUGUCCCCGUUGGAGGAGCUGGGUGCCGCUGAGAUGAAGUAA